CAGCCAGCAUGGCUGUCUCUUUGCCACCUACCCUGGGACUCAAUUCUGCCCCAGAUGAAAUCCAGCAUCCACACAUUAAAUUUUCAGAAUGGAAAUUUAAGCUCUUCAGGGUGAGAUCCUUUGAAAAGGCACCCGAAGAAGCUCAAAAGGAAAAGAAGGAUUCCUCCGAGGGGAAACCCUCUCUAGAGCAAUCUCCAGCAGUCUUGGACAAGGCUGGUGGUCAGAAACCAGUCCUGACUCAAGCAGCAUUAAAGCCGCACCCUAAGUUUUUGAAGAAAUCCCAUGAUGAUGGGAAAGCAAGAGAGAAAGCCAUCCACCAAGCCAACCUUCGACAUCUCUGCCGCAUCUGUGGGAAUUCUUUUAAAACUGAUGGGCACAAUAGGAGAUAUCCAGUCCACGGGCCUGUGGACGGUAAAACCCAAAUCCUUUUACGAAAGAAGGAGAAGAGAGCCACUUCCUGGCCAGACCUCAUUGCCAAGGUUUUCCGGAUCGAUGUGAAGGCAGAUGUUGACUCGAUCCACCCCACUGAGUUCUGCCAUAACUGCUGGAACAUCAUGCACAGGAAGUUUAGCAGUGCCCCAUGUGAGGUUUACUUCCCAAAGAAUGCAACCAUGGAGUGGCACCCACACACACCAUCUUGUGACAUCUGCCACAAGGGACUCAAGAGGAAGAGUCAUCAGCCGAAUGUGCAGCUUAGCAAAAAACUCAAAACCGUGGUUGACCGAAUGAGACAAGCCCGUCAGCGCAAGAGAAGAGCUCAGGCAAGGAUCAGUGGCAAGGAAGUGAUGAAGAAGAUCACCAGCUGCAGUAAGAUACAUCUCAGUACCAAGCUCCUCGCAGUGGACUUCCCGGUACACUUUGUGAAAUCCAUCUCCUGCCAGAUCUGUGAACACAUCCUGGCUGACCCUGUGGUGACCAGCUGUAAGCAUGUAUUUUGCAGGAUCUGCAUCCUCAGAUGCCUCAAAGUCAUGGGCAGCUAUUGUCCCUCUUGCCAAUAUCCCUGCUUCCCUACUGACCUGGAGAGUCCUGUGAAGUCCUUUCUGAGCAUCUUGAAUUCCCUGAUGGUGAAAUGUCCAGCAGAAGAGUGCAAUGAGGAGGUCAGCUUGGAAAAAUAUAAUCGCCAUGUCUCAAGCCAUAAGGAAUCAAAAGAGACUUUUGUGCAUAUUAACAAAGGGGGCCGGCCCCGCCAGCAUCUCCUGUCGCUGACCCGGAGGGCUCAGAAGCACCGUCUGAGGGAGCUGAAGAUGCAAGUCAAGGCUUUUGCUGACAAAGAAGAAGGUGGAGACGUGAAGUCUGUGUGCCUGACCUUGUUCCUGCUGGUGCUGAGGGCGAGGAACGAGCACAGACAAGCCGACGAGCUGGAGGCCAUCAUGCAGGGACGGGGCUCUGGCCUGCAGCCAGCUGUUUGCUUGGCCAUCCGCGUCAACACCUUCCUCAGCUGCAGUCAGUACCACAAAAUGUACAGGACCGUGAAAGCCAUCACGGGGAGGCAGAUUUUUCAGCCUUUGCACGCCCUUCGGAGUGCUGAGAAGGUCCUUCUGCCGGGCUACCACCCCUUUGAGUGGCAGCCACCCCUGAAGAACGUGUCCUCCAGCACUGACGUUGGCAUUAUUGAUGGACUGUCUGGACUGUCCUCCUCUGUGGACGAUUACCCGGUGGACACUAUCGCGAAGCGCUUCCGCUAUGAUUCAGCUUUGGUGUCUGCUCUGAUGGACAUGGAAGAAGACAUCCUGGAAGGCAUGAGAGCCCAAGACCUUGAUGACUACCUGAAUGGCCCCUUCACUGUGGUGGUGAAGGAGUCUUGUGAUGGAAUGGGAGAUGUGAGUGAGAAGCACGGGAGUGGACCAGCCGUUCCGGAAAAGGCAGUUCGAUUUUCAUUCACAAUCAUGAAAAUUAUGAUAGCAAGUGGCUCACAGGAUGUGAAGGUGUUUGAGGAAGCCAAACCUAACUCUGAACUGUGUUGCAAGCCCUUGUGCCUUAUGCUAGCAGAUGAGUCUGACCAUGAGACCCUGACAGCCAUCCUGAGCCCUCUCAUUGCUGAGAGGGAGGCCAUGAAGGACAGCGAAUUAAUGCUUGAGAUGGGAGGCAUCCUCCGCACUUUCAAGUUCAUCUUUAGGGGCACUGGCUAUGAUGAGAAACUUGUCCGGGAAGUGGAAGGCCUUGAGGCUUCUGGCUCAGUCUACAUCUGUACCCUUUGUGAUGCCACCCGCCUGGAAGCCUCUCAAAAUCUUGUCUUCCACUCCAUAACCAGAAGCCACGCUGAGAACCUGGAGCGCUAUGAGGUCUGGCGUUCCAACCCGUACCAUGAGUCUGUGGAAGAACUGAGAGAUCGCGUGAAAGGGGUCUCGGCCAAACCCUUCAUUGAGACAGUCCCUUCCAUAGACGCACUCCACUGUGACAUUGGCAACGCGGCUGAGUUCUACAAGAUUUUCCAGCUAGAGAUAGGGGAGGUGUAUAAGAACCCCGAUGCCUCCAAAGAGGAAAGGAAAAGAUGGCAGGCUACAUUGGACAAACAUCUCCGGAAGAAGAUGAACCUGAAACCCAUCAUGAGGAUGAAUGGCAACUUUGCCAGGAAGCUCAUGACCAAAGAGACUGUUGAAGCAGUCUGUGAAUUAAUUCCCUCCCAGGAGAGGCACGAAGCUCUGAGGGAGCUGAUGGACCUCUACCUGAAGAUGAAACCUGUCUGGCGGUCAUCAUGCCCGGCCAAGGAGUGCCCAGAAUCCCUCUGCCAGUAUAGUUUCAAUUCACAGCGUUUUGCCGAGCUCCUCUCUACCAAGUUCAAGUACAGAUAUGAGGGCAAAAUCACCAAUUAUUUUCACAAAACCCUGGCACACGUCCCUGAAAUUAUUGAAAGGGAUGGCUCCAUUGGGGCAUGGGCAAGCGAGGGAAACGAGUCUGGCAACAAACUAUUCAGACGCUUCCGGAAAAUGAAUGCCAGGCAGUCCAAGUGCUACGAAAUGGAAGAUGUCUUGAAACAUCACUGGUUGUAUACCUCCAAAUACUUGCAGAAGUUUAUGGAUGCUCAUAAAGCAUUAAAAAACUCUGGGUUUAGCAUAAACUCGCAAGCAAGCUUAGAGGACCCGUUAGGCUCAGAGGACUCUCUGGAAACUCAAGAUUCAAUGGAAUUUUAA
Molecule: messenger RNA, 3131 nt
Organism: Diceros bicornis minor
Lineage: Eukaryota; Metazoa; Chordata; Mammalia; Perissodactyla; Rhinocerotidae
Gene: RAG1
Product: recombination activating 1
Exons: 1
Coding region: 9-3131 (1040 amino acids)
Biological process (GO): pre-B cell allelic exclusion; adaptive immune response; V(D)J recombination
Cellular component (GO): DNA recombinase complex; endodeoxyribonuclease complex; nucleus
Molecular function (GO): sequence-specific DNA binding; double-stranded DNA endonuclease activity; ubiquitin protein ligase activity
Source: RefSeq, a predicted model, not a curated record